Phymastichus coffea is the source of this 1272-nucleotide messenger RNA. Its product is annotated as aldo-keto reductase family 1 member B1-like. The transcript has 5 exons. Gene Ontology annotation, molecular function: aldose reductase (NADPH) activity. Lineage: Eukaryota; Metazoa; Arthropoda; Insecta; Hymenoptera; Eulophidae. The coding region runs from base 21 to 1037 and encodes 338 amino acids. The record is from RefSeq and is a predicted model, not a curated record. Gene Ontology annotation, cellular component: cytosol.
GACAAUUUCCAUACUAACACAUGUUUUUCUUGCGUAAAGCGUUAGUCAUUCUCCAGAAUUUCAUUCCAAAACAUCUCAAAACAACAAUGAGUAAAAUAGAAUCAGUUAUAUUUUCCAAUGGAAAUAAAAUUCCUGCCCUCGGAUUAGGAACUUGGAAAUCUAAAGGUGGUACUGCAGUCAACAUAAUUAAAGAUGCCGUUCGCAUAGGUUAUCGGCACAUCGACACUUCACCGGUUUAUGGCAACGAAAAAGAAAUCGGCCAAGCUAUCACAGAACUUGUUUCCGAAAAUGUUGUCAAACGCGAAGAUCUCUUCAUAACAAGUAAACUAUGGAACACUCGUCAUCGUCCCGAUCUUGUUGAAGAAGCAUUGAGAAAAACUCUAUCCGACUUGCAGACUACAUAUCUCGAUCUUUAUUUAAUACAUUGGCCCUUCGCUUUCAAAGAAUUGGAAGAACCAUUUCCAGAAGGUCCCGAUGGAAAAGUGCAAUUCAGCGACGUUGAUUACGUCGACACAUGGAAGGCGAUGGAGCAGCUUCAAGAAAAAGGUCUAGUAAGGAAUAUUGGUGUGAGCAACUUCAAUUCAAAACAACUUUCAAGGGUUCUUGAUAAUUGCAAAAUAAAACCAGUGACUAAUCAAGUCGAAUGCCAUCCUUAUUUACCACAAGUCAAGUUGUCUGAAUUUUGUAAGUCCAAGGAUAUCUUAAUUACGGCUUACAGUCCUCUUGGCUCACCGGACAGACCUUGGGCGCAGCCAGGCGAUCCUAGCUUAUUGGAGGAUCCCAAAGUUAAAGAGAUCGCAGCGAAAUACAAGAAAUCUACUGCUCAAGUUGUAUUACGAUAUCAGGUACAACGUGGUCAUAUAGUCAUUCCAAAAUCUGCUUCUAUAGUGAGAUUAGAAGAGAAUACAAAAAUAUUCGACUUUCAGUUGUCAGAAGAAGAUAUAAAACUAUUGCACACUUUUGAUCGAAAAUGGAGAGUUUGUCCCAUGAACAGCUCUGUGGAACAUAAAGAUUACCCAUUCCAUGACGAAUUCUAAGCAAUUCGAGAAUGCAAAUGAAAUCAAUUUUAUUUCAACGUUAUUUAAUGUUCUUUUUAAUUUUUUUAAAGUUAAUCUAAAUAGUUUUUCAAGUACUGUAACUUUUAAUUCAAAUGUCACGAUAUUAGGUUACAACGUUUAUUGUUGAUUGAGAUUUAAAAAUUAAAGUUGCAUAUAUUAUUAAAUUAAAAAGAUGUAUUAAAUAUUAAAGUUGUAAGUAUUAAAUAAAAAUAAA